Pseudoliparis swirei is the source of this 1992-nucleotide messenger RNA. RefSeq names its product stromal membrane-associated protein 1-like. NCBI's taxonomy places the organism in Eukaryota, Metazoa, Chordata, Actinopteri, Perciformes, Liparidae. The transcript has 10 exons. Gene Ontology annotation, molecular function: GTPase activator activity; metal ion binding. The record is from RefSeq and is a predicted model, not a curated record. Gene Ontology annotation, biological process: regulation of clathrin-dependent endocytosis. The coding region runs from base 125 to 1456 and encodes 443 amino acids.
GGUGUUUUCACAUCUCACUCCGAUGCUCUUCAUCACCCCCCGAUUAUGGUCUUUUAUCGGUAACGUAAUUCAAUUUACGAGUGGGGUUAUUUUGUAUUAAAGGAGUCCAACUAAAGCCGUGACCAUGGCAACCCGCUCGGAGAGAGAGAAGGCCUUUAAACUCAACGAGCAGCACCAGAACACCCUGUCCAAAAUGCUGAGAGAGGAAGACAACAAGUACUGCGCCGACUGCGAGGCGAAAGGACCAAGAUGGGCAUCCUGGAAUCUGGGAGUAUUUAUCUGCAUCCGGUGUGCUGGCAUCCACAGGAACCUCGGGGUGCACAUAUCUCGGGUCAAAUCAGUCAACCUGGACCAAUGGACCGCAGAACAAAUGCAGAGUAUACAGGAUAUGGCCAACACCAAUGCCCGGCAGCUUUAUGAAGCAACCCUUCCAGAAAACUUCAGAAGACCUCAAACAGACCAAGCUGUGGAAUUCUUCAUUAGGGAUAAAUAUGAAAAGAAGAUAUACUACAGCAAGAAUGUAACCAAUGGCAGCAGUCCAAAAGAUGCUAAAAAAGAGAGGCAGCUAGAUCGAAGCAGCAAGAAUGAAGAGUCCAGGCCAGCGCCCAAAAUCAGCCCCGCUAAGACUACAGAACCCUCUGUGAACCUCCUGGGCCUUGACGUACCGGCAGCUGAAUCCACUAACAACGGUAGCACGAGCACAAGCCAGAACGACGAUGACCUGGAUAUAUUCGGCCCCAUGGUAUCCAACCCCCUCCCUUCAUCCUCAUCUGCAGCUCAGUUUUCUCAGGCGAGCUCCGGGAGCGCAGCCGGCACUCCGACACAAGCUCGAGCUGCAGGGGCAGCAGGAGGCGGAGCCAGCUCGGGGUCGGGGCCGGGAGACCUGGACCUGUUCAGUGACGCCAGCAGCGCCGCUAAGACUGAAGACACGACCAAGAAGCCGCUGUCCAAGGACUCCAUCCUGUCCCUCUAUGGGACCAACAGCAUGUCCCAACAGGCCCCUGCUGCCGGCAUGUUCAUGGGCCCCUCCCAGAUGCAGUUUCCUGUCCAGGCCACUGGUGGCUAUCAGGCUUUCCCCGGCAUGGGCACCGCCAUGCCGCCCACCACCGUCAUGGGUGCCAUGAUGGGGCCCAGUCCGGGCAUGAUGGUGGGGAUGACGAUGCCCAACGGCUUCAUGGGGAACGCGCCGGCCGCCGGUGUGAUGGGCAUGGCGCCGAGGAUGAUGGGACCACAGGGCGGCGCGUUGCCUCCGGGCAUGGUGCCCGCUCAGGGCAUGUACGCCAUCCAGCCCGGGCAGCAGCCUCCGUGGAACAUGGGUCAGGUGAACCAGCAGAUGUCGGGGAUGACUCUGAACGGCGCAGGUGUCCAGAUGGCCUUCGGUCAGCCUCCAUCAGCGAUGGGCGGAUGGGCCGCCGCCGGAUCCGGCCAGGCUCUGAGCACGCCGGUAUGGAAGUGAGACUUCGAGCGGCUUGAUGAGUCAAAUUAAAGGUUGCAGAAAGUGCAAAAAAUAUAUAUUGUGCUGCUUUGCACACCUCCCUAUGAACUGAUGCCCAUUUCCAUUGCGGCCCGGCCUUCAGAACAUAAAAUUGUAUCUCCUUUUUUUUUCUUCUUCUCCCUUUCUCCAUCUCUCUUUCUCUCUAUUGUGUGAGUGAAUUGGGAUUCAUACAGGAUUACAGCCUGGCAGUUUCUGCCUGUCAUGGUUUUUGAUCAUCACUUUUAUUUUCCUUUUUUUUGGAGAAAAAAAAAAUCUACAAGGAAGUAACAGUCCAAACAAACAUGAUAUUGACUUAUCAGAAAAAGCUGCAGGACCAGUUACACAAGCUUUUAUUGUAUCACUGUAUUAUUAUAAGAAUAUAGAACAUUUAAUUGAAUAGUAUUUAACAGGAGAAGAUAUGACAAGUCUGUCAGUACGGCUCCAAAAUGUACAGCACUCUAUAGCCUUCUUUUAAAGUACUUGUGGUUCCCCUAUACAAUAAAAGUGAUAAUAAAUGA